Fopius arisanus is the source of this 2163-nucleotide messenger RNA. Its product is annotated as trichohyalin-like. The record is from RefSeq and is a predicted model, not a curated record. The transcript has a single exon. Bases 222 to 2057 code for a protein of 611 amino acids. NCBI's taxonomy places the organism in Eukaryota, Metazoa, Arthropoda, Insecta, Hymenoptera, Braconidae.
GAUCCGCGAGAGGGCGACGAACCGAUCGACACACAGAGAAAGUAACGCAGUGAAAUUAAAGUGAUAUCAAGAAAAAGAAAGAGAAAAGGAAGGCAAGGUGAGAAGAAAAAGAAGGGCGAAACAUAAAGGAAAGCGAAAAAGGUAAAGUACGGAAGGAAGAAAGAAGGGGAGAGGAAAGGCUAGGAAAGGAAAAGUGGGAAAAAAAGCAGAGGUUAGAAAGGAUGGUGGUGGACGAACAUAGGGAGGGGGAGGGGAACGAAGGCUACAACUUGAGAAAGACGGAGGAAAAAAAAGAGACAGAGAAGAACGGCAAAGAAGGGGACGAGCAGAAACAGAAAGCAGCGACAACAACGAGGGCAGGCAGAGGCAGGAAAAAAAUAAACACAGAAGAUAAAAAAGAUCUAGGGAAAGAAGGCUCGGCAACAGGCGGGAAAAAGUUGGAAGACUAUUGGACAGAGAUAAAAGAAGGAAAGAAUAAACUGAGAAAUAAGGAAGAAAGUCAGAGAGAGAGCUCGAGUGCACAGGAGGAUAGCGAGCAAGAAGAAGAGAAAAAAAGGUCAGAGGCAAAGCUAGAAGAGGAGAUGACAGAAAAAGAAAAGGAAAAAAGAAAGGAAAGGGAGAUAAUGAAGCCGACGUGGACCUUACCAAGGACCCCAGACGGUAGAAAGGACAAUGAGAAGAGAAAGGAUAGCACAGAGAGAGAAAAAGGGAUUGAAGCAGAAAAACAAACACAAAGGGAAGCGGAGAAAGAGGCCGCGAGGAAAACAGACGGAAAGCAAGGGGAAGAACGACCACAGAAGAAACAGAGUGGGGACCAACAGAGUGAGGAAAGGAAGGAAGAAUACGCUGAAACGAAAAAGACAGGCCCAGAAAAGAACGAAAAAAGAGGGGAGGAGAGAGAAAUGGGAGAACUGAAGGAAUGGAUGGAAAAAUGGGAAAAACGACAAAAGGAAGAGUGGGAAGCAAGAAUGGCAGACAUAGAGACAUUAAUUAGAACAGAACUGGGAACAAGAAGAGACAGGGACGAAGAACACGAGAGAAAGAGAGAGGAGAUCCAGGAGAGGCAGCUAAGGGACCAGGUCGAAAAACUCCAGGAUAAACUGAGAAAGAGCGAGGAAAGAAACGACGAGCUAGAAGGAGGGGUGAGGAUGUGGAAGGAAAUGGCAGAGGCAUGGAGACAAAAAGCUGAGAAAAGAGGAGAGGAGUGGGAAGGCACAAGGAACAGAAGGUGGGCAGAGGAGGUAGAAGAAAACGAAGUAGCUGAUAAAAGGAAAAUACAAAUCACCGACGAAAACUCAUCAAGAAUAAAAGAAAGAGAAGAGAACAACACAAGGGUCACUGGCGACUGGGGAGUAGGGGGCAAGAAACAACAAGCAGAGCAGAGAAGGCAAAAAGAGAGGGAAGGCCAAGAAAAUCAACGGGGAGAGGAAUGGAGAAUCAGAGGACAGGAAGGGACAAAGGAACCCGACGAGAGGAGGAGAGGAACAGAGGGGAGAGAAAAUAGUAUAAGCAAGAAGGAAGAAAGAACAAAGGAAGGAAAAGAAAGGCAAGUAACCAUAGACAAAAAUCCACCCCCGGGAAAAAUGACUGAGGAAGAAUGGCAAGUGGAACUGGACCUAAGAAGAAGUAAGAGAAAGAACAUGAUUAUUGAGGGACUGACACUGGUAACGAGGACAAGGAAAGAGGAACUAGAAAAGUGGAUGAUGGAAGUACUCGACCUGAAAGUAAGAAUAGAGAAGUUGGACAGAAGGGAGCAAGGGGGAUGGCUGGCCAGAGUGGAAGAGGUAGCACACAAAAAGGCAAUAAUGAAGGAGAAAACAAGGCUGAAAGAAAAACGAUGGGGAGUAUAUAUAACGGACGACCUCACAGAGAGACAGAAGGAGAUACAAGCAUGGAUGGAAGGGGAAGUAAGAAACUGGAGAAAGUUACAAAAAGAGGCAUGGACGGGAUACAACAGCAUAUGUGUGGAAGGGACAUGGCUGGAAUGGGACGAGAAGGAAGGAAUACUGAAGCAGAGGGAAAAAAGAGAGGAAAGGGCGAGAGAAGGGCCCUUUUAACCAGGAGGCGGGCAUAAGCGAGGAGAAGAGAGAGAGGGCAAUUAGAAUCUGGCACUGGAACGUAGAAAACGCGGUUAAUAUAGGAAAAAAUGAGGAACAAUGGAAA